Cuscuta epithymum is the source of this 7736-nucleotide messenger RNA. The record is from the annotation of a GenBank genome assembly. NCBI's taxonomy places the organism in Eukaryota, Viridiplantae, Streptophyta, Magnoliopsida, Solanales, Convolvulaceae.
UGUUGGGAUAUAUUAUCCCGGCCUAUUACUGUUCAGGAGCCCAAGACAUUAUCCAGUACGGAGCCCGAGCAGUUAGGCCCAUUUCGGCCCAUUAGGCCCAAUAUUGGCCCGUUUGGCCCAUUAGGGUGGGGAGCCCCUUCUCUCCUUUCCCCUAUAAAUAAGGAGCUUAGCCUCCAUGUAAAGGAUCUUUCCUUCUUCCUUCUCCCUCCUGAGUUAGCUUACAAGACUCCAUUAAUGGGAGCUCAAAUUGUAUUGUGUAAUGGUGAGGAGAGUCCUAAUGAGAAUUGAGAGGGCUUGGACAUUAGCCUAAAAAGUCCCGUGGUUUUCUCCCUUUCGGGUUUCCACGUAAAAACUGAGUGUUCAUACAUAUACUUACUAUAUCGUGUUGGAUUAAACUCAACACUGGCGUCAACACUGGCGCCGUCUGUGGGAAUCUGUCCAAAAAGAUUCAUGUGUUCUACACAAAAAUUCAUAAGAAGUGGACUGAUUUCACCAAAAAAGAAGAAAAAAUUCGAGGGAAAAUGAUUCUGGGGAGCGAAGAAGCUACGGAUUCUGGAAGAUCAAAUCUGGUUUCUCUUUUUGCAGAUCUGGAUUGAGGCCGCCGGAGCUGCCGCACCGCCGUCGUUCCCGCCGCCAUGGACCUCCCGGUGCGUCCAGCUGCACCAGGUGAAGCUCGCGGCCGCGUCCCGGGUCUCGCCGCUGCGUUUCUAGAAAAACGCCGCCGACAGCAGAGUCGCCCAUGGCUCGUUGUUGGCUCCACCAACCACCGUCUGAGCCGCCUCACUGCCGCCUGUCAUCGGCGGACAAUAGCUUGUCACCCGUCCACACGGCUGAUAGUCGUUCGAGCCUCCGCCUCGUUGCUAACGCGACCUGAAAAAAUAUCCGCCAUUAAUGGCGGCUUGGAGCUUAAGGGAGGCACACAUAUGAAGCCCCGCCGGGCCCCACCAGGGUCGACGUCCGUCGCUUCCUUUGCGCCUCGGCAACUGCCCGUACCGCCGACGGUAGGUGGCCAGCCCAAACAGUUUGGCCUCGGGUCAGUGAGAGGAUGUUCCAGCUCCCUGUCCAAAAGAUACGGAGCGCUGCGAACCGAUCGAAGGUCUUGGUUCCCAGAAGGCCACGUCCGAAUUCCGAAGGAUGGAUGAUAGCAGCGGAUACAACUUGGAGCAAUUCUGACCAAAGUCAAAGUUGACAAGGGGAGACCAUAACUGACUCCAAAGCCCUGCUGGCCGAAGCUUGCUUUAUCUCCAAAAAAGCUAAGUGCAUAUUCUUACUUUUAAAUUGGUACACUUAAUUGUUAAUAGUUUAAACUAUUAGUAAUGUUAGUUUUUUUAUCACCAUUAUUUAUUAGGGAAUUAAAAUGUCCCGAAUUAAAUAAUGCCGAGCGACGCUCUAGUGAUAAUUAGUUUCACCGUCAUUUUAAUUUAAUGACUGGUUGUUGUGGGCCCGUCGGCCCGCUCCUGAUCGGCUUUAAUUAGCGAACGGAGUGUACCUGAAUGGCCUUUGAUAGGAUAAUAUCAUUGCUAUUACCUGUUAUAUCACUAUUAUUUAUUAGGGAUAAAAUGUCCCGAAUUAAAUAAUGUGGAGCAAAGCUCUAGUGAUGGUUGGUUCAGCCAACAUUUUAUUGAAUAUUUAAUUUCUUGUGGGCCCGUUAGCCCACUCUCGAUUAGCUUGAUUAAGCGAUCCGAGCGUCUCCAGUAGGGCGAUGCCCCGACGACGCAUUUUAAUUUGAGGGUUGCACGUUAGUCCGCACGGCACUACGUGCCCGAGCGACGAUCGUACCCUAGUACCACUUGCGCAACUAGGCGAAGUGACUGUGCCAAACGCGGCCUGUGGGGCCCGAAGGCACCAAAGCGCUCAACCUCCUUUUUCCAAGGGCAGUGCGACUAACUUGGGUCUGAGUUUGAAAACUCACAGACCGAUGAAUAUUUCUAUGUGACGUCCGGCGGGCUGCUAAUUGGCCCCGCCGCGAGCUGCUAUGUCCAUUAACCCCGCACGAUGAGCCGGGCCGAGGGUCACGAUGACCCAUAGGCCGGUAACCGUGGAUGUUAAAAAAAAAAACCAUGCAGAUGGUUAUGUGUGUAUACAUAUUGUCGGGCCGUGCGGCCCGUUACCAUGCUUAUUGCUGCGCAGCUGAAGCCACUCGACGCGCUCGAGCAAAAUGAUUAAAAGACGCUCGGCCUAAGUCUCAAAGACGUUCAGGGCCAGCUAAAGUGGAGACCAUCACGGCUGAGAGCCGAUGGACGAGCAUCUCCACCCAGAGGUCGAGGGCCAAGAGGAGAUCACCACGGUUGAGAACCGUGGGACGAGCAUCUCCACCCAGAGACCGAUGGCCUAGGAAGAACACCUAGAGGCCGAGGGUCUAGAGGGAGCUGCCACGGCGGAAGACCGUGAGACGAUCAUCCAUCAUUCAGAGGCCGAGGGCCUAGAGGAGACCAUCACGGCCGAGGGCCGUGAGACCAUCCUGAUUUUCAGGUCGGCCUCUCAUUGCCGACAUCAUCAUGUCACGACCGGCCUCUCGGCAUGACGUGAUUAUCAUAUUUGAAGACCGGCCUCGUCCCCGCGCUGCGCGGAUGAGGACCGUUGCUUGGUUCUGUCUGAUCGCCCCCCAGGCUGACACUCUUACAUGGACACCGACCCCCUGGUACGGUGCCAUUAUCUUUCGAAGACCGGCCUCAUCCUUGCUCCUCGUCGAUGAGGACCGUGGCUUGCUAUCUCAGAUCGGCCUCACAUUGCCGAUAUCGUUAUAUCACGACCGGCCUCUCGGCUCGGCGUGCCUAUCUUUUGAAGACCGGCCUCGUCCCCACAUUGCGCGGGUGAGGACCGUUGCUGGAUUUCAGACCGGCCUCUAAUUGCUGACACUGUCAUAUCAUGUUCGGCCCCUCGGCCCGGCGUGAUUAUCAUGUUUGAAGACCGGCCUCGUCCCCGCCCUCGCGGACGAGGACCGUUGCUUGAUUUUCUCAGAUCGGCCGCUCAUUGCCGACACCAUUAUACCACGACCGGCCUCUCGGCUCGGCGUGCUUAUCAUAUUUGAAGACCGGCCUCGUCCCCGCCCUCGCGGACGAGGACCGUUGCUUGAUUUUCUCAGAUCGGCCGUUCAUUGCCGACACCAUUAUACCACGACCGGCCUCUCGGCUCGGCGUGCUUAUCUUUUGAAGACCGGCCUCGUCCCCGCCACCUCGCGGACGAGGACCGUUGUUUGAUUCUUUCAGGUCGGCCUCUCACUGCCGACACUAUCAUGUUAUGUUCGGCCUCUCGGCACGACAUAUUUAUCUUCUGAAGAUUGGUUUCAUCCCCGCGCUGCGUUGGAUGAGAGCCGUUGCUCGGAUAUUUCGGCCUGACCGGACACUGUUGCCAUCUCCGUUAUCAGGACCGACUGCUCAGCGACAUUAUGAUCAUUGUUUGUCGGCUCCCAAUGUCGACCUUUUCUUGAGUUAGCGAUCGGACUCACCCCUCCCCUCCAGGAGGGUGACCAUCGCCUUCGCAUGACGACCAGCUAUUCUAUCGCCUCGUCAUUAUAUUCGUUCGCCAUGCCACCACCAUUAUGUGUGACAUCCCGUGAUCCCUGCGAGUUUCUUGGAUACCGAAUGUCUUCUUCGAUGUAGGAAGAUCGGUAGGACCAUGGACCAGGGACGGACAAAGAAGAGCUAGGGAAUCUCGAUGUAGAUAAACCUGUUCCUCCUUGCGAGUUUUGCGGAUACCGAACGUCUCUUCGAAGCAAGAGCGCCGGUAGGACCAAGAACCAAGGACGAACGAAGAAUAUAGAUUGCCUCCCUCAAACAAAACAAAAAAAAAAGAUGGGGAGAAGAGGAGGGUAGCUCCUAUGUGGAAGGGAAUCUUGCCCGGGCGUGCCAGAUCUUCUCCCACCGCCGAAGACGAACGCCUCUCGAUGUAGAGGUUAGUAGAGACGCGGAGGGGGCUAGACGAACCAAGGGAGCUUUGCCAAGAUAAACCUGUUUAUCCCACAAUGACCAUGGAUCGAUGGACGUGGGAUAACAAAGUCGGGAACCCGUGAGGGUAAACCAGUUCGUCCCUGCGAGUUCCUUGGGUACCGAACGUCUUCUUCGAAGCAAGAGACGCCGGUAAGACUAAAAGGACCACGGACGAACAAAAAAAAGGGGGAAUCUCGAUGUAGAUAAACCUGUUCCUCCUUGCGAGUUUCGAGGAUACCGGACGUCUCUUCGAAGUAAGGACGCCGGUAGGACCAAGAACCAAGGACGAACGAAGACUAAAAGACUCCAAAAAAAAAAAAAAAAAAAGAUGCCAGAAGAGCACGGAGCAAAGAAUGAUUUUAUCCCUCGGCGCUAUUGGCCGGGAAGUACAAACUGAAAAACAUAUGUAAAGAAUAAUUACAAAACUUAAGUACGAAGAAUGAAGUGGCCGACGACGAUCGGCUAACAUCAGGUUUUCUUUUGCCUCGAACGACGAUUAGCCCCCCAGAUCAGGUAGAAGGGACAUCGCCCAGAUUUAUUUCAGGCUCACCAUUCCUUCCCGGAUGGAGUCCUGGCAGACGAUCGGCUUCUCACAGCCAAUCAGGAGAGAGACUUGACACAUCACCAGCACGGCCGAGGGCCGUGAGACGAUUACCACUCACCGACAGGCCGAGGGCCAUGAGAUGAUCAUCACUAUUUUUCUGCAUCACGAUCGGCCCCUCAGCGCCAUCGUGUCCAGAUUCACGGUUCGGCUCGCCCAUUUCCCUCCAGGAUGGCGAAGGACGUCUUAUGCAGUGCGAUCGGCCCCUCAGCGCCAUCGUACCUGGCUUCACGGUUCGGCUCACCCAUUCCCUCCAGGAUGGCGACGACCGUCUUAUGCGGCACGAUCGGCUUCUCAGCGCCAUCGUGUCUCUUUCACGUUCGGAUCGCCCCAUUCCCUCCAGGAUGGCGACGAACGUCUUAUGCAGUGCGAUCGGCCCCUCAGCGCCAUCGUACCUGGCUUCACGGUUCGGCUCGCCCAUUCCCUCCAGGAUGGCGACGACCGUCUUAUGCGGCACGAUCGGCUUCUCAGCGCCAUCGUGUCUCUUUCACGUUCGGAUCGCCCCAUUCCCUCCAGGAUGGCGACGAACGUCUCUUAUGCAGCACGAACAGCGCCCCAGCGCCAUCGUGUCUGGUUCACGUUAGGGUCGCCCAUCCCCUCCAGGAUGGCGACGAACGUCUCUUAUGCAGCACGAUCAGCGCCCCAGCGCCAUCGUGUCUGGCUCACGUUAGGGUCGCCCCAUUCCCUCCAGGAUGGCGACGAACGUCUUAUGCAGUGCGAUCGGCCCCUCAGCGCCAUCGUACCUGGCUUCACGGUUCGGAUCGCCCCAUUCCCUCCAGGAUGGCGACGACCGUCUUAUGCAGCACGAUCAGCGCCCCAGUGCCAUCGUGUCUGGCUCACGUUAGGGUCGCCCAUCCCUUUCAGGAUGGCGACGAACGUCUCUUAUGCAGCACGAUCAGCACCCCAGCGCCAUCGUGUCUGGCUCACGUUAGGGUCGCCCAUCCCUUUCAGGAUGGCGACGAACGUCUUUAUGCAGCACGAUCAGCGCCUCAGCGCCAUCGUGUCUGGCUCACGUUAGGGUCGCCCAUCCCUUUCAGGAUGGCGACGAACGUCUCUUAUGCAGCACGAUCAGCGCCCCAGCGCCAUCGUGUCUGGCUCACGUUAGGGUCGCCCAUCCCUUUCAGGAUGGCGACGAACGUCUCUUAUGCAGCACGAUCAGCGCCCCAGCGCCAUCGUGUCUGGCUCACGUUAGGGUCGCCCAUCCCUUUCAGGAUGGCGACGAACGUCUUUAUGCAGCACGAUCAGCGCCCCAGCGCCAUCGUGUCUGGCUCACGUUAGGGUCGCCCAUCCCUUUCAGGAUGGCGACGAACGUCUCUUGUGCAGCACGAUCAGCGCCCCAGCGCCAUCGUGUCUGGCUCACGUUAGGGUCGCCCAUCCCUUUCAGGAUGGCGACGAAGGUCUUUAUGUAGCACGAUCAGCGCCCCAGCGCCAUCGUGUCUGGCUCACGUUAGGGUCGCCCAUCCCUUUCAGGAUGGCGACGAACGUCUUUAUGCAGCACGAUCAGCGCCCCAGCGCCAUCGUGUCUGGCUCACGUUAGGGUCGCCCAUCCCUUUCAGGAUGGCGACGAACGUCUCUUAUGCAGCACGAUCAGCGCCCCAGCGCCAUCGUGUCUGGCUCACGUUAGGGUCGCCCAUCCCUUUCAGGAUGGCGACGAACGUCUUUAUGCAGCACGAUCAGCGCCCCAGCGCCAUCGUGUCUGGCUCACGUUAGGGUCGCCCAUCCCUUUCAGGAUGGCGACGAACGUCUUUAUGCAGCACGAUCAGCGCCCCAGCGCCAUCGUGUCUGGCUCACGUUAGGGUCGCCCAUCCCUUUCAGGAUGGCGACGAACGUCUCUUAUGCAGCACGAUCAGCGCCCCAGCGCCAUCGUGUCUGGCUCACGUUAGGGUCGCCCAUCCCUUUCAGGAUGGCGACGAACGUCUUUAUGCAGCACGAUCAGCGCCCCAGCGCCAUCGUGUCUGGCUCACGUUAGGGUCGCCCAUCCCUUUCAGGAUGGCGACGAACGUCUUUAUGCAGCACGAUCAGCGCCCCAGCGCCAUCGUGUCUGGCUCACGUUAGGGUCGCCCAUCUCUUUCAGGAUGGCGACGAACGUCUCUUAUGCAGCACGAACAGCGCCCCAGCGCCAUCGUGUCUGGUUCACGUUAGGGUCGCCCAUCCCUUCCAGGAUGGCGACGAACGUCUCUUAUGCAGCACGAUCAGCGCCCAGCGCCAUCGUGUCUGGCUCACGUUAGGGUCGCCCAUCCCUUUAAGGAUGGCGACGAACGUCUCUUAUGCAGCUCGUCUGCCCCUCGGCGCUGACAUGCCCGGUUUAUCGAUGAGAGCCACCGCUUUCUAUCACAUCUCACAUUUCUUCUCUCAUACAUUGCACUCAUACAUUACAUGCAUUCAUGCAUUCAUGCAUCAUAAGUCAUACAUUCAUACAUACACACGUGCAUCAUGUUUUGACAGUACCGCGACAUCGGUUUGUAGAUGCAUGGACCUCUAAGCUUCUCCCAUUGGAAAGCUCGAGUCAGGGUCCUCUACUCUCGCCUGAUGCAUUCAGGGGGAGCGUGCCCGUGGAGGAGCACCUUUCGCCCAACCCCGUCGGGAAGGGGGGGGUGCCUCACCGGCAGAUUACGUUCAGGAGUGCAGACACUCACUCAUAUAUUAUGAUUAUGUGAAGACACAGUUUCCAGCAAGACAGAGGAAGAGCGCAGGCAGAGUAUAUUUUCUCGAGCAGAUUCGCGAGCUCACUACUCAAGAAACUGGGGGACUUGUGUUGGGAUAUAUUAUCCCGGCCUAUUACUGUUCAGGAGCCCAAGACAUUAUCCAGUACGGAGCCCGAGCAGUUAGGCCCAUUUCGGCCCAUUAGGCCCAAUAUUGGCCCGUUUGGCCCAUUAGGGUGGGGAGCCCCUUCUCUCCUUUCCCCUAUAAAUAAGGAGCUUAGCCUCCAUGUAAAGGAUCUUUCCUUCUUCCUUCUCCCUCCUGAGUUAGCUUACAAGACUCCAUUAAUGGGAGCUCAAAUUGUAUUGUGUAAUGGUGAGGAGAGUCCUAAUGAGAAUUGAGAGGGCUUGGACAUUAGCCUAAAAAGUCCCGUGGUUUUCUCCCUUUCGGGUUUCCACGUAAAAACUGAGUGUUCAUACAUAUACUUACUAUAUCGUGUUGGAUUAAACUCAACAGUUAUAAUAUUUUAAUAUAAUAAUAGUAAUAUAAAUGCAAUUGUUAAGAAG